AUGGAGCUGCUGGCUGCAGCCUUCAGCGCCGCCUGCGCUGUGGACCACGACAGCUCCACCUCAGAGAGCGACGCGCGCGAUUCGGCGGGACACCUGCCCGGCAGCGAGUCAUCCUCCACCCCGGGAAAUGGGACCACACCCGAGGAGUGCCCAGCCCUGGCGGACAGCCCCACCACCCUCACCGAGGCCCUACAGAUGAUCCAUCCCAUUCCUGCCGACUCCUGGAGAAACCUCAUCGAACAAAUAGGGCUCCUAUACCAGGAAUACCGAGAUAAAUCAACCCUCCAGGAAAUCGAGACCAGGAGGCAACAGGACGCAGAGAUCCAGGGCCAUGAGGAUGGGUCCCCGACCGGCGAGGACACUCCAGAGGAAGAGGAGGAAGAGGAAGAGCCGGCGAGCCCACCCCAGAGGAGGGCUGUGCCCCAGAUCUGCCUGCUCAGUAACCCCCACUCGAGGUUCAACCUCUGGCAGGACCUUCCAGAGAUCCAGAGCAGCGGGGUGCUGGAGAUCCUGCAGCCCGAGGAGGUCAAACUGCAGGAGGCCAUGUUCGAGCUGGUCACCUCCGAGGCCUCCUACUACAAGAGCCUGACCCUGCUGGUGUCCCACUUCGUGGAGAACGAGCGGAUGAAGAAGAUCCUGCACCCGUCCGAGGCGCACAUCCUCUUCUCCAACGUCCAGGACGUCCUGGCUGUGAGCGAGCGGUUUCUCCUGGAGCUGGAGCACAGGAUGGAGGAGAACAUCGUCAUCUCCGACGUGUGUGACAUCGUGUACCACUACGCCGCCAGCCACUUCUCCGUCUACAUCACCUAUGUGAGCAACCAGACCUACCAGGAGAGGACCUACAAGCAGCUGCUCCAGGAGAAGGCAGCGUUCCGGGAGCUGAUCGCGCAGCUGGAGCUCGACCCCAAGUGCAGAGGCCUGCCCUUCUCCUCCUUCCUCAUCCUGCCCUUCCAGAGGAUCACGCGCCUCAAGCUGCUGGUGCAGAACAUUCUGAAGAGGGUGGAAGAGAGCUCGGAGCGUGAAGGGACUGCCCUGGAGGCCCACAGGGAGCUGGAAAUGGUGGUGAAGGCGUGCAACGAGGGCGUCAGGAAAAUGAGCCGCACAGAGCAGAUGAUCAGCAUCCAGAAGAAGAUGGAGUUCAAGAUCAAGUCGGUGCCCAUCAUCUCGCACUCCCGCUGGCUGCUGAAGCAGGGCGAGCUGCAGCAGAUGUCAGGCCCCAAGACCUCCCGCACCCUGCGGACCAAGAAGCUCUUCCGAGAGAUUUACCUCUUCCUCUUCAAUGACCUGCUGGUGAUCUGCCGCCAGAUUCCUGGAGACAAGUACCAGGUAUUCGACUCGGCCUCCCGUGGCCUGCUGCGCGUGGAGGAGCUGGAGGACCAGGGCCAGACGCUGGCCAAUGUUUUCAUCCUGCGACUGCUGGAGAAUGCAGAUGACCGCGAGGCCACCUACAUGCUGAAGGCAUCUUCUCAGAGUGAGAUGAAGCGGUGGAUGACCUCGCUGGCCCCCAACAGGAGGACCAAGUUUGUUUCCUUCACUUCCCGGCUUCUGGACUGCCCGCAGGUCCAGUGCGUGCACCCGUACGUGGCCCAGCAGCCUGAUGAGCUGACACUGGAACUGGCUGACAUCCUGAACAUCCUGGAGAAGACGGAAGAUGGGUGGAUCUUUGGGGAGCGCCUGCAUGACCAGGAGAGAGGCUGGUUCCCCAGCUCCAUGACUGAGGAGAUUCUGAACCCCAAGAUCCGCUCCCAGAACCUCAAGGAAUGUAUCCGUGUCCACAAGAUGGAUGACCCCCAGCGCAGCCAGAACAAGGACCGCAGGAAGCUGGGCAGCCGGAAUCGGCAAUGACCCCUGCCCAGGCGCUAACCUGCACAAGGAGGGGCGGGGGAGCAGGCCUGGCUGGGACCCUGCAGACAAGGAGGCCUGGGAAAGGACAGACUGGCACCUCCCCAGGGGUGCGACAGGAGGUGCACACGCUGGUCCCUGCCCAUGCGGUGAGUGCGCCAGUGUCCCCGCCCUCAUUCACUCACAGACUAGCAGCAGCUGCCUCCCCUGGGUCUUCGUGAAGGAGUCAUGUUGUGAGCAGUACAUACACCACCUCCCUCUCUUACCUCUUGGCGGGGUUGGAGGACAGGCAUGCCCAGGGAUCACUAGUGUCCCUGAGGCCGGCGUCCCUGGCAGGCCAGGCGGAGGGUGACAACUGUCAGGGUCCCCUGCACUGCACGUGCCCUUCCCUACCUUGAAAGCUGUUAGAAUCUACCAGGCACACCCAGGGGCUGCCUUUGCCUGACGGAGCUUGAUGAGUGGCCCUUGGUCUCUGACUCAUGGGACUGAGACCAGCCGCCUCUGUCCUCCUUCCCCUGCCUCUGCCGCCUCCGGCUGCACAGCCAGGCCCUGCUCCAUGGCAGGCCUGCCCAAGCUUGGCUGGGGGCCCAUGUCGCCUCUGGCUCCUUGAUGGGUUGGAUGUAACUUGUGUCUUCUGGCCUCUUAAGGAGCCUAGGUGUUUUAUGGAAUGAAUUGGUCACUGCAUCGUGUAUGGUUAUGGUUCUGAGAAAAGCAAAUAUCAUUUUUUUGGCUGCAUUAAAAGAAGCAUCAUGUAUAAAAUAUAA
Messenger RNA from Ictidomys tridecemlineatus (thirteen-lined ground squirrel), 2606 nucleotides. RefSeq names its product neuronal guanine nucleotide exchange factor (gene Ngef). Gene Ontology annotation, biological process: activation of GTPase activity. Gene Ontology annotation, molecular function: protein binding; guanyl-nucleotide exchange factor activity. NCBI's taxonomy places the organism in Eukaryota, Metazoa, Chordata, Mammalia, Rodentia, Sciuridae. The record is from RefSeq and is a predicted model, not a curated record.